This is a messenger RNA of Heterobasidion irregulare TC 32-1, 507 nucleotides long. RefSeq lists its product as uncharacterized. The coding region runs from base 1 to 507 and encodes 168 amino acids. The transcript is spliced from 6 exons. Gene Ontology annotation, biological process: protein import into mitochondrial matrix. NCBI's taxonomy places the organism in Eukaryota, Fungi, Basidiomycota, Agaricomycetes, Russulales, Bondarzewiaceae. The record is from RefSeq and is a predicted model, not a curated record. Gene Ontology annotation, cellular component: PAM complex, Tim23 associated import motor.
AUGGUCCUCGCCCGACGUGCAAAUUCUACCCUUCCGCAAAGCACGAAGGAGAAUCUGCCCUGGCCAGAAUAUCUUGCCAUCCGUAGGGCUAAGCGGAGAUGGGAGAUGGCCCUUACCAUACCAUGCAUGGCAGCUGGCUUAGUUGGCGGGGCGGCUUAUUUUGGGUCGUUGGAGGUUGAUGCCUCAAAACCAAUCAUGGGUCUUGACCCCAUCUUCUUUUUUGGAGGCGCAACGCUAGGAUGUGUCGGUCUCGGCUACCUCAUUGGGCCCAUCAUCGGCUCAACAUGCUGGCGUUUGACUCACCGUCGGACGAUGGCCCUCAUUGAGGCCCGCGACCGUGAGUUCCACAGCCGUAUCGUUAAAAAUCGAGUAGAUCCCACCGCCCAGAGUGCAACAAACCCCGUGCCAGACUUCUAUGGUGAAAAGAUUGGGUCUCUUCACGAGUAUAGACAGUGGUUGAGAGACCAGGCAAAGUACAAGCGGAAGUCCGAAUGGCCGGAGGAUUGA